CCAAUAAAUCUCAAAAGCUUCACACAGUUCACAGGAGAUUUCAGAAACCCUAAGACGCGAAAACCAUAGACAAGCUAUAGGAAGAUGACACAGAAAGCUAACCUAUUCAAAGGUCAGAAGAAGAAGAAAUCGAUUCCUCCAAAUCGCCAUGGAAAAAUCCCUCAAACUCGAAAAGGGAAGAGAGCUGUAAAGCCUUCGAAGGUCACAAAGGAGAUGGAUGCUGAUCGGGAGACGAGCAAGUUCAUAAACUACUGCAACGAGUUGAAAGCGGCCACUGCUGCCAACAAGGAAGGUGGACAAUUGAGUAUUGUUAAAGCACCGCCAGAGUCCACUAGUGAUGCAAAGAAAUAGUUGACCACGAGACUGCAGCACUGGGUAAUUGUUAAGGAAACACAAACUGGCUUCAUGUAUCAAAACAUUUGUGAUGUAGGCUGCCUUCUUUUUGGCCGGUGGGGUGAGAGGUGGUUUUUUGUUUUGCUGUUUGACUUCCCUUUUGAUUUAUACGAUGUUUAGAUAUGACGGUCAAAACGGUUCAAAUUUUGAAAAAAUGUGUAUUCAAAAUGAUGCAAUAUUUAAGAUUUGCGUUGCGUAGAUUUGAAUUCA
Molecule: messenger RNA, 603 nt
Organism: Cornus florida
Lineage: Eukaryota; Viridiplantae; Streptophyta; Magnoliopsida; Cornales; Cornaceae
Exons: 3
Coding region: 85-351 (88 amino acids)
Source: RefSeq, a predicted model, not a curated record